This is a messenger RNA of Seriola dumerili (greater amberjack), 2079 nucleotides long. Its product is annotated as tripartite motif-containing protein 16-like. The coding region runs from base 206 to 1735 and encodes 509 amino acids. Gene Ontology annotation, molecular function: protein binding; zinc ion binding. NCBI's taxonomy places the organism in Eukaryota, Metazoa, Chordata, Actinopteri, Carangiformes, Carangidae. The record is from RefSeq and is a predicted model, not a curated record. The transcript is spliced from 6 exons.
AACGGGAGGGGUGAAAAUGCUGGCUGGGAACAAAAUUCCUUAGGCGUGGUUUUAAAUUCUUUCCUUGCGCACUCUUAGGGUCUUUCGAUAAAAAAAAAAGGCAGGAAAAAGCAGCAAUAAGUGAGGAGCAGUAAUAAUUAGUCUUGUGACCGCCUAAAGGUCAACCAAAUCAGAUCAAGGGUGACUAGAGGGAACACUCUGAAACAUGGCAACUCUCAGCAGUAACAGCGAGGAGAAUUUGAACGAGGUUCAACACAAUGCCAGCGUGAAAGAGGAACCGGAGGAUCCUACCAUUCAGACAUCUGACAUUCUGCUCUCUCAAGAUGUGUUGUGUGACUCCUGCAUGGACAGCCCCAGCAAGGCCCUAAAAUCCUGCCUGACCUGUCUGGUUUCUUACUGUGAGGCCCAUCUCAGACCCCAUCUGGAGAACAUCAAAUUUCAGAACCACCGCCUGGUGGAUCCCCGCCAUGACAUCGACUGCCGGACUUGUGAGGUUCAUCAGCUUCCCCUCGAACGCUUCUGUCUGACGGACGGCUGCUGUGUGUGUCUGGACUGCGAGAGCCAGGAGCAUGAAGGGCACACAAUUGCAUCCGUAGGGGUGGCAUGUGCACAGAUUGAGGCUGAGAUGCAGAAGAAACAAGAGGAGAUCAGUCAGAGUACCUCAGCAGCUGAGAGAGCAAUUGAAAAGCUGCAGAGCAACAAUGACUUAAUCAAGUCUUCAGUGCAGGAGAUUUGUGUACUCGUUGAAGAGCAGUUUGCAAGGAUGCAGGCAACUGUGGAGGAGGCCAGAAAAGGGGCCAUGGAGGUGCUGGAGGGGGAGCAGAGACAAGCCCUCAGACAGGCAGAAGGCAUCCAGGCACAUCUGGAGCAGAAGAGAACAGGGCUGAUGAAAACAUUGGCUCAAAUUAACAAAAUGUCCAGGAGCAAGUCUGACAUUGACUUCCUUCAGGAGUACUCAGAUUGGAAGAAAGGAGUGGCAGAUGUACGUCUGCCCAAUGUGUACGUCAACCGCAUGGACUAUCUAACCUCUUAUGUCCAAGUAGUGACUGAUGCUACACAGGAGCUGUGUGAUCUGAUUCUCUCCUCCUACAGGGACAAACUGAGCAUGUUUUGUAAAGGUGUAGGUACUAAAUUGACGAUGCCAGAAUCUCAACUUUCAUCCCUGCCUGAUCCUGAGACCCGAGAGGACUUUUUGAAAUACACAAAGAGUUUGACCUUUGACCCAGACACCACGCAUCAUUUCCUGCGUGUAACAGAGGACAACAGAAAGCUCACCAACACCAGCCCCUGGCAGCACAGCUACCCAGACCACCCUGAUCGUUUUGAGUACUGGCGGCAGGCGAUGACUUCACAGAGCGUUUACUUGGGGAGGCACUACAUUGAAGCAGAGCUGAGUGGGGAAGGUGCUCACGUGGGAGUCACAUACAAGAGCAUCGAUCGUAAAGGAGAGCAGAGUGCCUGUUGCAUCACCGGGAACGACUUUUCUUGGUGCAUGGGGAGGAACAGCCGAGGUUUCUUUGCCUGGCAUGCUGGUCUAGAGACGGCCUUGGAAGUUACUGAUAUCAAAAGAAUUGGCCUAUAUGUUGACUUUCACCAAGGCUCUGUGUCUUUCUAUGAUGUAACUGGUCCUAUGAGGCUGCUCCACAAGUACAAGGCUGAUUUUAUAGAGCCACUAUAUGUUACUGUCUGGCUGUCAAAGAAAGACAAUGUCGUUUCUCUGGUUAAUGAAAGAUGAUGCCUCUCCCCAGCUUUUAUGAACAAAUUACCAGCUGCCAUCAAUUUGAGCUUGUAAAAGAAAAAUAGUGCGCUAUAAAUGUUUAUUGAGGUUACAUAACAAGGUGCAUAUAUGGAGGAUUUUUUCACAUACAUGUGACUGACACUUAAAUUUACCACCACCUAGUGGUAACUCUGCAGCAUGAACAUAAGAAACGUGCAGCAGUAGGUGUUUUAGGAUUUUACUGCUGCUUUACUGCAACUUUACUGCUCUUUAACGUGAUAUAAAUGAGGAAACAACUGCCUGCCAACAAUUCUUUUAUUUGUCUUACAAGUUCAUUUGGUUAUUAAAAUGCUUCAGUGUCA